AUGUAUACACUGACUGUAGUGAAAUGCCUUUUUUCAGCUGAAAGAGGGCAAGCUAGUGCGACAAAAGUCACCAGAUCCACCAGCGAAGAGUUUGGGAAGCACAGCGACAGCUCUUUUCUAUGCCGUCAUAUUUCGAGCAUUCAGGGUCGAGGCACGGAUCGCAGACCAGACCUUUCCAAUCGCGGCCCUUCAAUAGCUACCACGAACGGUAGUGGAUCGGCUCGACGCCCAGUUGCUUCACUAUCUACUCCAGCAACAUCGCAGAAGAACAGGGAGGUUCCACGCCGGGCGCCAUCCCCUCCUAUUUCAUCGAAGCCGCUGAAGCGCUCAUCUCGUGUCGCUCAACGUAGAGAGGAACUAACGAGUGAAUCCGAAUCGAGCCCAGAAAGGCCUCCGCGAAAGGUGUCUGCCAAAGCGCCUGCCCCUCCAAAUAAGGUUGGUGUGAUGGAGCUUCACUGUCGUCAGAACGUGUCAGUGCCUGUUGGACGGCCGCCAACGAAACGUGCAGCAGCUGCCAUUAGCACUUCCAAAAACCGUCGUGUAAUGUCAAGUGAAGAAAGUGAUGAGGAAGAACCGGUCACGGUGCCUGACUUGGUUAGUGUUAUUCCAAGAAAUUGA
This is a messenger RNA of Cooperia oncophora, 618 nucleotides long. The record is from the annotation of a GenBank genome assembly. Lineage: Eukaryota; Metazoa; Nematoda; Chromadorea; Rhabditida; Trichostrongylidae.